Diospyros lotus (date-plum) is the source of this 1040-nucleotide messenger RNA. Its product is annotated as glycine-rich RNA-binding protein 3, mitochondrial-like. The transcript is spliced from 5 exons. NCBI's taxonomy places the organism in Eukaryota, Viridiplantae, Streptophyta, Magnoliopsida, Ericales, Ebenaceae. Bases 174 to 662 code for a protein of 162 amino acids. The record is from RefSeq and is a predicted model, not a curated record. Gene Ontology annotation, molecular function: RNA binding.
AAACAGCCUUAGAAGGGUAAAAUUAAAAACCCUCCUCCUCUGAUAAAUCUCUAGGGCUUCACAACAGCCGGCCGCUCAGGUGAAAAGGGGGAGAGAGAAGAGGUGCGCUUCCCAUUUCCAAGGUUUAAACGAACGUCCAGAUUCUGUAAUUUACUACAAUAGAAGGUCCUAUAAUGGCUUUUGUUAGUAAAAUUGGGAAUUUGCUGAAGCAGACAGUAAGCAAGCACACUAAUUUGGUACCACAAUGUAAUCCUUCACUUUACCAGGCUGUAAGGUGCAUGUCAUCGUCAAAGGUCUUUGUUGGAGGUCUCCCAUAUGCAAUGGAUGAAACAUCUUUGAGGGAAGUAUUUGCCGAAUAUGGGGAUGUCGUUGAAGCUAGGAUCAUCAUAAAUAAUGAGACUGGAAGGUCCAGAGGUUUUGGCUUUGUGAGUUAUGCAUCUAGUGAUGAGGCUUCUCGUGCCAUUCAGGCUUUGGACGGCAAGGAUUUUCAGGGCCGAUGGUUGAAAGUGAAUUCCGCUGUAGAGAAGCGGCCUCGCGAUAGUGGCUUUGGUGGGAGUGACAGGGGUUAUGGUUACGGUGCUGCUAGUGGAGGUUAUGGAGCCAAUGGUGGGGAGCACAACUUCAAUGGAUAUGGUGGGGGUAACCAUGGAAGUGGAAUCUGAUUUGGCAGUGAAAAUGAUACCCAUUUGUGAUCCCUAAUUUGCUUCUGUCGGCUGCUUUGGUGGCAGUAUGAAUGGUGGAAACAAUAUGGACGCUGGAGAACAAUUGAAUGGCAACGACUAGAGGAGAGAAGCUAGAAAUGAGGAUAUUGGUCAGGACAUAGUGACAUGCCCACGUGAAGAAUUAACACUGCAUGUGCUGCUGUCAUUUUUUGUGAAAUUUCUGAGAAUUAUUUGAUGAAGUGUAAUUUUUGUAGUUUUAGAUAUUGAUUAGGAGUAAUUCUGUUUAAAGCCAAUUUCAUGUUCUGCCAUACUUAUGCUUUACAGAAGAAUCUAUGAAAAUAUGCUGAAAGUGUUUGUUUUCAGAAUGCUUUUUGGACA